Messenger RNA from Naegleria lovaniensis, 1389 nucleotides. RefSeq lists its product as uncharacterized. The record is from RefSeq and is a predicted model, not a curated record. The transcript has 2 exons. The coding region runs from base 1 to 1389 and encodes 462 amino acids. Lineage: Eukaryota; Heterolobosea; Eutetramitea; Acrasida; Naegleriidae.
AUGGGAACAAGUCAUACAAAAUUGAAUGGUGCUACAAAGCCUUCUGUUUCGUUACCCAAAGACAAGUCCACUCCUCUUGAAACAGAAUCAUCAGCAGGGAAGGCUAGCUCCCGAUCUUCAUCAAUCAAAACUAGGCCAAAUGGUCAUAUUCAUAACAGUCAUUCAUCUUCCGGUACAGCCUCAUCAACCAAUCGUCAUCUUGCUCAAUAUCAUUCAUGUAUUGAAUUUGUAUUGUCCAUUCUAAAUAUUUAUGAAGUGAAUUAUAAAUUACAAUUACAGGAUAUAUUAAAUCUAUUAAGAAUUCCUUACAGUGAUGGGAAAGUAUAUAAAUCCAUGAAUGGACAACAUGACGACGCUCUAUUUCAUUCCUUAUAUUUAACGAUUUAUAACAUCAUUCUAUUAUUUAAAUUUAAUAGAGUAAUGAAAGAAAAUACUUCAUUUCCAAACAUUCAUCUCAUUAUUAAAUAUAUUAAUUAUGAAUUAAUGAAAAUGAAUUAUCCAAGAGUAUUGAAAUUAAUAUCUAUUCAAAAUGAUGAUGAAUUAUUACUUUUAGAAUUAUUCAAUGCAAUGAAUUGGUUAAUUCUAUCUUAUAAUCCAAUAUUAAUCAAACAUGUCAUGAGUAGAGAUUAUUUGAAUCAGAAUUUUAUGAAUGGAGAAUUACCAACAAUUCCUCCUUCUUCAUCUUCUUCUUCAUCUCCUCCACUCUAUUCACAACAAUUUCAGUAUUGUGGUGAUCGAUCCAUGAAUCAUUCGAAAGAUUCAAAUCUUCAUUCUCUUAUUCAUCAAUUAGUGAUGAAUAUAAACAAAAUAUUCAUGGUGAUGAGUCAAAUCUAUAACAAAUCGAUUCAAUCCAAUCUCUUGAAUAUGGAAUGUGAUAGUAUUGGAUAUACACCCUUUGAACUUAAUUUAUUACUAUUAAAUGAUCAUUCCUCUCAACUCUAUCAAUUAAAUACAUUUAUAGGAUCAUUUAAUCAUUUAUUACAAUAUUAUGAAAUGAUUAUCAAUGAACGAAUGAUACGGUUUGAAGAUUCAAGAAUGAUUCCAUCCAAUGGUGAUGAUGGUGGCAGUAACAGUAGUAGUAGUAGUAGCAAUAGUAGUAAUAAUACUAGUGGUCAUGGUAAUAGCAGUAGUAGUAAUAAUACUAGUGGUCAUGAUCAUAAUACCAGUGAUAUGAUUAAUGAUGCUAGUAAUAGUAACAGCACUAGUAAUGAAAGAAAUGAAUCAUCAUCCUUUGAAAAUCAUACACCUUCCAUUCCAUUCUUAUUGAACUCAUUGAAAAGUGUUGAGAAGGAUGAAGAGCAUUUACAAGUCUCAUACAACUCUCUCAGUGAUACAUUUACUCAUGCACUUGGUAAGCUUCCCAUUCAUUCCAAGACAAGUAUGCGUUGA